This is a messenger RNA of Linum tenue, 969 nucleotides long. The record is from the annotation of a GenBank genome assembly. Lineage: Eukaryota; Viridiplantae; Streptophyta; Magnoliopsida; Malpighiales; Linaceae.
ACUGUCCAGGUUUUUACUCAGACAUUGGCAAGAAUGCCAGAGGUGGGAGCUCACUUCUCUCUUCUUCGUACUCUUCUCAGUAUUAUUCUCUUCUCAUUCUUCUGCCAAUUGCCGCCAGAUCUUCUGUACAAAGACUAUGCUCGUCAGCCGCCCAACUACUUCAAGUUUCAGUCGAUUAAGUGGAACUUUGAUCUCUCCUGUGAAACUCAAGAAAUCCUGCCCGGCCUCACAACACUCUUCAGAUUUACCAUUCCUGAUUCCAGCAAGGUGGAACUAAGGUUCAUAGAUGACUAUGUUGGUCUAACUGCAGGAGCUGGGGUGAAGGCAUCUAAACAAGGUCCCUUUUCAGGAAACUCAUACGACCCAAUCCUCAGCUUCUCUGGCCUUCUUGGAGCCAAUCUUUUCUCCAUUGGAGCAGGACUAUCCUUUGACGUGUUGAACAAAUCGUUGGACGACUUCAGUGCUGGUCUCUGCUUCAAUGGAACCACAUCCCCCAUCACAUCACUGAACUUGGAUGAUAAACUUGACACGUUAAGAGCCUCCUUCUACCAUUCCUUCAGCGACAUAACCAGGACAGCCGUUGCUGCAGAGCUAAAGCACUCUUUCUCAGGAGAUGGAGCUAGUACCUUGACGGUUGGCAUACAGCAUGAUCUGUUUGAGUUGGUGUUCUUGAAGGCUCGCGUGGACACGAAUGCCAAGUUAGGAGCGUUCAUACAGCUGGAUCUGUGGGAGAAGCUGAUGUUUGCCGCUUCAGCAGAGCUUGAGCUCAGAGCCAGUGACAACAACUGCAGACUCUCCAAGCCAACUAUUUUCCUCCAUAUCCAUCUUGUUCAAAGUGAGAGAACCACAACCACGAAUAUGCAUUGGAGGUUUAUUUUACUAAUGUACAUUAGCUUGGAGAAGACCAUCGCGAAUCUGAGAAGCAACAUCACGAACUGCACCAGGGCCAUGGGGGAUGAAGACAGCUGA